AUGGAACCAGAGCUUACAAGCCAGAAGAGGAGCGUCGAGAGCGUUGAAGACAUCGCUAAGGAUCCUGCUGACCCUGUCUCUCGGAAGACGCGUAAGGUUAGUCGCGCCUGUGACUUUUGCAAGUCCAGAAAGGCAAAAUGCAGCGGUGACCAACCAUGCGCAAAAUGCAUCUCAAGAGGCCGAGUAUGUUUGUAUGAAGCAAAGUAUACUCGCGGCGGUGGCAGACAUUCUCUGAACGAGACCUUCGCCAUCGCUAAUGCUGUGUCCUUCAUAUCAAAUGCUGGUACAACUCCCACAUCUCCGGAGCUUGGGAUGGCGGAAAUUCAAGGCCAGGUCUUUGAUCCAACAUCAAGUUUGGCUUUUCUUCAUCGAGCAUCAAGGCGCCUCUCUGCUCACGGGAGUAGCCAGGGAGCCGACGAUUCCCGAUUAUUGGCAGAGAACCAAUUGAUGUAUAUGGCUGGAGACAAACCAUUGGCAGUUGAAAGCGAGGGUGCUCAACAGCAGCCUUGUCUACCUGAUCCAGAGGAAGCUAGGGACCUUUUGACUCUAUACUUCGAUGUCUGUAUCGCGACUUAUCGCAUUCUGCAUCGUCCUUCCACAGAAGACUGGCUGAGCAUUAUGGAGGGCAACUUAAAAGAAAGACUGGCUGUAUGGCACGGUAUUGGCCAUACCAAAGCCGCCAUUAUAUACGUAAUGCUUGCAAUUGCCAAGUUCCAUCAGGAAAAGUCCAAAGGGCUCCCUGCCAGGGACUGUCAGGCCCUUCGUCUAGGCGAUGUUUUCUUCCGCUUCUCGAUGCGACUUACAGAUCAGGAAACAGGGUUUCCCAAGCUAGAGUCUGCACAAGUCCGCAUCGUCCAAGUAUUAUACUUGCUCACAACCUCUCGCUUCAAUCAGAGCUGGUAUAUAUUUGGAAACGCACUGCAGCUUAUAUCCGCGCUUGGUUUGCAGCGACGUGCAGAUUGGAGGAGACGGCAAAAGUCAACCGAUUAUAUCGAGAAGCAAUGCUCCCUCAGAACCUUUUGGACCGCGUAUGUCCUUGAUAACUAUCUGGGAGUUGUGUUUGGACGGCCGCGUCAUUUUCACGAUGAUUACAUCGAUCAAGAACUACCAGAUCGAAUCAAUGACGAAGACAUGUCGGUAGAUGGCCCUGUUGGUGAUCCUGAUGAUCGUCGUGGGUGUCAUACUGAUGCUCUAUUUUUCCAUGCACGCAUUGCCAAGAUAAUUGGAGCCGUCUCGCAAGAAAUGUAUACAGCCAAGCAUACCUCUGAGAUCGAGAGGAUAGCCGCUGCCAAAGGCUUAACGCAACGCAUUCAAGAGUGGCAUCAAAGUCUACCGCCUCAUCUAGGCGCCGUUCAUCCUUCCAUAUUGAUUCCCAGCUAUCGAAGACCUGCGUUGGCGCUUGGCCUGGCUCACUCGCAUGCUGUCAUGCACGCCAAUCGGCUCUUUCUGAUGCGCUCUCCAGCAUCUGCCUAUAUCACUCAAGUGAGCGACUGCAUCAAAGCCGCCAAAGAUGUGCUGGAAUCGGUGGAUACUAUGGCACGCGGAAGUCCAAUCUUCCAUGCUUUCUGGUGGACUCAUUAUGUGACAUUUUGCGCACUUGUGGUGACUUAUGUAUGGGUGAUGCAGCAGCAUCGCAUGGGAGCUACCGACGACCCUGGUUACAGAACGAGGUUAAUGCAGUUGGCGGAGAGUUGCCAUGGCCACCUUGCACGAGCGACCGCUUCAAACUCGCCCAGUCGACGGUAUGCAGUUAUUCUAGAAGGCUUUAGAGCUGCUGCAAUGAACCAGUCAACUCCGCAGCACUCGAAAACGCACUAUACCACGCCGAAAGAGCAGCAAGGUGAUCAGAACUUGGCCACUCCGAUGCUAGAUACUGAAGACAGAGCAAUCUUCCACCCCGUUGCUCAGAGCAACCUGGCGACGGAAAUGCCUACUUUCCUGGACUGGCAACUAACUGAUUGGCUCGAUUUAGACUCAUCCGCUUUUUGGCCGAGUUUCAAUUUGGAUGAAGUAGUAAUAUCACCAGAUGGAACUCAAGCGGGACAUGAACAGAAUUAUACUACAUAA
This is a messenger RNA of Trichoderma breve, 2067 nucleotides long. Its product is annotated as fungal specific transcription factor domain-containing protein. Bases 1 to 2067 code for a protein of 688 amino acids. The transcript has 5 exons. Gene Ontology annotation, molecular function: zinc ion binding; DNA-binding transcription factor activity, RNA polymerase II-specific; sequence-specific DNA binding. NCBI's taxonomy places the organism in Eukaryota, Fungi, Ascomycota, Sordariomycetes, Hypocreales, Hypocreaceae. The record is from RefSeq and is a predicted model, not a curated record. Gene Ontology annotation, cellular component: nucleus. Gene Ontology annotation, biological process: positive regulation of transcription by RNA polymerase II; DNA-templated transcription.